CUUUUGAUUGCAAGGAUAGUAUAGAGUUUGGAAGUAGUAAAUUUGUUUUCUCGAUCGCGACAAGUGACCGGAACAAAGUAGAGAAGAGUGAUUCUUCGCUUCGAUUCAAAGACUAGUUCUUUUAUUCCCUGGGAUCGAACACAUCUGAUUUACGUAAGCUGAAAUUUCUAUAGAAAUCUGAGGAGAAUGGACAACAAAAACGUCGUCGUUUGCGACAACGGCACCGGCUAUGUAAAAUGUGGAUUUGCUGGAGAGAAUUUCCCAACUUCUGUUUUCCCCUGUGUCGUGGGAAGGCCUUUGCUUCGGUAUGAAGAAUCACUCAUGGAGCAGCAAGUCAAGGAUAUAGUUGUUGGGGAGACUUGCGCUGAGCUUCGGCAUCAGUUGGAUAUAAAUUAUCCUGUCCACAACGGUAUUGUGCAGAAUUGGGAUGAUAUGGAGCAUGUUUGGAAUCACGCUUUCUAUAACGAACUGAAAAUCAAUCCAUCAGAUUGUAAGAUAUUGCUCACGGAUCCACCUCUUAAUCCCUCAAAGAAUCGUGAAAAAAUGAUUGAGACAAUGUUUGAGAAAUACAAUUUCGCUGGCGUUUUCAUUCAAAUCCAAGCCGUUUUAACUCUGUAUGCUCAAGGUUUGCUAACUGGUUUGGUUAUUGAUUCUGGUGAUGGUGUUACUCAUGUGGUUCCGGUGGUUGACGGCUACUCAUUCCCUCAUCUUACCAAAAGAAUGAAUGUCGCUGGUAGACACAUAACAGCGUAUCUCGUUGAUCUACUUUCUCGACGAGGAUACGCGAUGAACAAGACUGCUGACUUUGAGACAGUUAGAGAAAUUAAAGAGAAGCUCUGCUAUAUAAGCUAUGAUUACAAGAGAGAGUCUCAACUCGGGCUCGAGACAACCAUCCUUGUUAAGAAUUAUACUCUUCCAGAUGGGAGGGUCAUCAAGGUUGGCACGGAAAGAUUCCAAGCACCUGAAGCGCUUUUUACACCGGAACUCAUUGAUGUUGAAGGUGAUGGAAUGGCAGACAUGGUGUUCCGCUGUAUUCAAGAAAUGGAUAUUGAUAACCGCAUGAUGCUCUACCAACACAUAGUUUUAAGCGGAGGAAGCACCAUGUAUCCAGGAUUACCUAGCCGUCUUGAGAAAGAAAUCCAGGAUAGGUAUCUCGAUACAGUUCUUAAAGGAAACAAAGAUGGCUUGAAGAAACUCAGAUUGCGAAUCGAAGAUCCACCGAGAAGGAAACACAUGGUAUACCUCGGAGGUGCUGUUCUUGCAGGAAUCAUGAAGGACGCACCAGAGUUCUGGAUCAAUAGAGAGGACUAUAUGGAAGAAGGCAUCAAUUGUUUAAACAAGAUGGGACAAGCUUAAAACUUUUUUAAAUCAAAACUCAAGGUUGUACUUUUUUUCUUCUUCUACAUUCUGGAUAAUUUUAGUUGCAUUUGUGAAAAAAUCUGGAAUAUACAAUUCGAUUUAAUUGUAUUCUGUCUUUUAAUA
This is a messenger RNA of Camelina sativa (false flax), 1482 nucleotides long. Its product is annotated as actin-related protein 2. The record is from RefSeq and is a predicted model, not a curated record. NCBI's taxonomy places the organism in Eukaryota, Viridiplantae, Streptophyta, Magnoliopsida, Brassicales, Brassicaceae.